AUGACUUCCCGCUCGUCAUGUGCAGCUUUCUCCUUCACCCUUUCCCUCAUCUUAUGGCACUGUGUCCUUAUCAGUGCUGAAGACACAACCGCCCCGCUACCGGCAUCCACACUCCUCCCUCAUAGCAAUCAGCAGGCCACGGUGGGGUGGGUGAACAAUCCCAAAAGGAGAGGAACCUUGACCAUCAUCAUCGACUGUUUGACGACAAUCUUUGCCUGCACCUGGACCGUCUUGCACCUCAAUAUUCCUGCUAUAGAGGAUUCCCCCACGACACGCAUUCUACGCAAACUGAAAUGGAUGGCCAUUGCGAUUGUAUUUCCUCAAAUCAUCUUCGUCAAAGCCGUCUGCGAACUGCGAUUUGCGUUAUUCACACUGCAUAUGAUGUACCGAAGCGUUAAAGAGUCGCCGGAGAAAUUCGAAACAGAGCCGACAAAGGUGUAUGGCAAUGGGCGUUUAGUUUCGGUUACUCAGAUAUGGACCGUCGAGUUUGGGCUACUGAAAAUAUGGCUCUACAAACUACUACUGCGACAAUGGCCAUCAGUGGAAUCAACAGCUAAAUCGACUCAUCCGGAAGAAUGGUACUACUUACCAGGUCCAUUUUUUGCUUCAAAACAAGUUCAAAAAUGGACACUCACUCAUGCAUACUACGUCAACAUGGGUGGGAUAGUCGCCCAGAAGCAGAACCUAGGCGUACGAGAGACUCCAAAGGGGGAGGCAUUACAGCCGGUGAUCGACUAUUCAGUUGUACGAGGCGACCAUUUCGCAGAUGCAGAUUUAGAAGCAUGGAGUUCCGGCCACCCACUUCAACAACUUCGACUAUCAGUGAAGGACAUCAAAGAUAAAAGCAAAGCGGACUGGAUCGUCAAGACAAUUGCUAUCAUUCAAAUUGGACGACUCAUUUUGGACCUCAUUACACGCACUUGGUCGUUCCGGUUUCCGACGCGGGUGGAGCAACUUGCCUGGCAAGCGGCUGCCUUGGUAUCAACAAUUCUACCCAUGAUUGCCUGGGCUGGACUAUUUCUACCCUACCUGUACAGAUCUCCGGGGCUCAAGAGAAAGCUUGCGGAAGCCGUGGCAGAAAAGGUUGACUCUUUUGGUCCCGAACUAUUGAAUGCCGACGACGAUUGGUGGAACACUUUCACGACUGCACUCCGAGGCCUGCUUCGGGACCUGUGGAGGAGCCAACAACAGGGUAGAAGCGGGGAACAAGAAAGGAUCAUCAGCACCAUCUGGGACAUUGAAAACGACUUGAAGGUGUCCGGGUCCACUACGUAUGCUCUCAGAGAUCAAUACGAAACAUGGAUCAAAGGCCAAGACGCAUUCCUGUACGGAACACUACCUGAAGAUCCUGAGCUUAGCGCUCCAUACAAGGCAUGGUAUUAUUUUCGAUAUCGCGAACCUGCCUCCGACCCGGGUUUGUUCAGAUGGAUCUUCCUACGUUGUGAAAUCGACAUGGGGACGAGCGGCGCGCAAUACCGGAAGAAGUGGAGGAAUUUUUACAUUUUGGUCCAGAGUUUCAACAUGGUCGCAGCAAUCCUUUAUACGGCUGCUCGGCUCAUAAUCCUCGCCAUCAUGUUUUCCAGUCUUCGGGCGGCUCCAGACGGGGUGUACGACACUCCUGAUUGGACCCGCUUCAUGCCGAGCUUCUCAUAG
Neurospora tetrasperma FGSC 2508 is the source of this 1653-nucleotide messenger RNA. RefSeq lists its product as uncharacterized. The coding region runs from base 1 to 1653 and encodes 550 amino acids. Lineage: Eukaryota; Fungi; Ascomycota; Sordariomycetes; Sordariales; Sordariaceae. The record is from RefSeq and is a predicted model, not a curated record. The transcript is spliced from 4 exons.